Molecule: messenger RNA, 1296 nt
Organism: Mangifera indica (mango)
Lineage: Eukaryota; Viridiplantae; Streptophyta; Magnoliopsida; Sapindales; Anacardiaceae
Product: peroxidase 11
Exons: 3
Coding region: 59-1075 (338 amino acids)
Biological process (GO): response to oxidative stress; hydrogen peroxide catabolic process
Molecular function (GO): heme binding; peroxidase activity
Source: RefSeq, a predicted model, not a curated record
UAUCUCUCCCACUGGCAGAUCAUAUAUCUCAAGAUAACGCAAAGUGGGUGCAGCAAUAAUGGCAACUUUUGUUCAUCAUUCAAAUUUCUCAAUUUUGCAUUUGUUGAUCUUAGUUUUUUCAAUUUUUAGCUCCAGGUUGCAUGCAAGUAAACCUUAUUUGACAUUGGAUUACUAUGCGUCUACAUGCCCAAAUGUGUUCGAGAUUGUCUGGAAAGAAAUGGAAUGUGCUGUUCUUUCUGAUCCACGGAACGCUGCCCUCAUACUUCGAUUGCAUUUCCAUGACUGCUUUGUACAGGGAUGCGACGGGUCAGUUUUGCUAGACGAUACAAUCGACUUGAAAGGGGAGAAAACAGCUCCUGCGAACAUAAACAGCCUAAAAGGUUUCAAACUGGUUGAUAGGAUCAAGAACAUGCUUGAAUCUGAAUGCCCAGGAAUUGUGUCGUGUGCAGAUAUUCUUACCAUUGCAGCAAGAGACGCUGUCAUCCUGGUUGGUGGACCAUAUUGGGAUGUUCCAGUGGGAAGAAAGGAUUCGAAGACAGCAAAUUAUGAGCUCGUGAGCUCAAAUUUGCCUACAGCGGACGAGGAUCUUCUCUCUAUCAUCUCAAAGUUUCUUUAUCAAGGCCUUACAGUCACAGACAUGGUGGCUCUUGCAGGAGCUCACACUAUUGGAAUGGCACGGUGUGAGAAUUUCAGAGGCAGAAUCUACGGGGACUUUGAAUUAACUUCAGAGAAAACUCCAUUAUCAGAAACUUAUCUAAGUAACUUGAAAUCAACAUGCCCUGCCGUUGGCUCAGACAAUAAUAUAUCAGCAAUGGAUUAUGUUACUCCAAAUCAUUUUGACAAUUCAUUUUACCAAAUACUUCUCAGAGGAGAGGGGCUUCUCAACUCAGACCAGGAAAUGUACUCGAGCGUAUUUGGAAUCCAAACAAAAGAGCUUGUGAAUAAGUAUGCCGAAGACCCUCUUGCUUUCUUCCAGCAAUUCUCUGAUUCUAUGGUGAAAAUGGGAAAUAUCACCAACGCUGAUACCUUUGUGGAUGGUGAAGUGAGGAAGAAUUGCAGAUUUGUGAACACAUGAUCAUGAAUUACGUGUUGUGUUGAUGAAGAAGUGAAGACAACUCACACAGGAACCGGAGUACUUUGUUUUGAUAUAUUUUAUGAAGGUGGAUUCUUAUUAAUUACCUCGUAUUUUGUUCUUUUUUUGAAGAGAAACUUGCCCUGAUUAAUCUGUAGUCUCUGUAUUUAAAAAUUGUUUUGAAAACAAAUAAUAUAAUAUGCACAAAGUGAUUUAUCAAGUCA